CUCAGUAGUAAAGCAACGUCAGUAAUACACGCGGGAGUAUAUAAAGUGAAGUGCUAACCCUGAUGAAACAUUCGCAGUUUACUCGUGAAACAAUCAAUUACUCACAAUGGCAGCUAAGUUCGUAGUUGUUGCUUUCCUGGUGGCGGCUGCUCAGGGCAGCGCGAUCCACGGCGGAGACUACACCAGCUUCUCGUACGGCGUGUCCGACCCCCACACCGGCGACGUCAAGAGCCAGCACGAGACCCGCGUCGGCGACAGCGUGCGCGGCCAGUACUCGCUCCUCGACUCUGACGGCACAAAGCGCACCGUCGACUACGCCGCUGAUGCCCACUCCGGCUUCAACGCCGUCGUCCGCAAGGACCCCGCACUCUACGCUCACGCCGCUCCCGUGGUCGCUCACGCCGCUCCCGUGGUGGCCGCUCCCGUCGCCUACUCCGCUCCCCUCGCUCACGGCUACGCCGCCGCUCCCGUCGCCCACGGCUACUCCCACGGUGUAGCCACCUACGGCGCUGUCGCCGCCCCCCUGGCCUACCGUGCUGCUGCCUACGGUGCCCACGCCGCUCCCCUGGCUUACGGUGCUGCCGCCUACGGUGUCCACGCUGCUCCUCUUGCGCACGGUGCCAUCUCCUACGCCGCCGCUCCCCUCGCUCACGGUGCCAUCGCCUACGGCACCCACGGUGCUCACGGACUCUACGGCUCCCACCUGUACUGAGUAACAUAAGAUAUUUAUAUCAUUACACCAAUGAACAAAGCUGUGAUCAAAUAAAAUAGUUUCACGAAACAUAA
This is a messenger RNA of Trichoplusia ni (cabbage looper), 786 nucleotides long. It is a transcript of the gene CPR63, whose product is annotated as larval/pupal rigid cuticle protein 66-like. Lineage: Eukaryota; Metazoa; Arthropoda; Insecta; Lepidoptera; Noctuidae. The transcript has 2 exons. Gene Ontology annotation, cellular component: extracellular matrix. Bases 107 to 712 code for a protein of 201 amino acids. The record is from RefSeq and is a predicted model, not a curated record.